Molecule: messenger RNA, 3009 nt
Organism: Thunnus maccoyii (southern bluefin tuna)
Lineage: Eukaryota; Metazoa; Chordata; Actinopteri; Scombriformes; Scombridae
Gene: plg
Product: plasminogen
Exons: 19
Coding region: 38-2443 (801 amino acids)
Biological process (GO): proteolysis
Cellular component (GO): extrinsic component of plasma membrane
Molecular function (GO): serine-type endopeptidase activity; signaling receptor binding
Source: RefSeq, a predicted model, not a curated record
UUAGUCGACUAUGAGCUGUUAGUGUAAGGGCCUCACCAUGGACCUGUACAAAGCAGCUUUCCUCCUGGGAGCCCUGAUCUGCACUGUCAGCAGUACUGAGGUGGACGGCUAUGCCAAAACUGAAGGAGCGUGGAUCCUCUCGCUGAACAAAAGAAUGUACUCUGUAAACGCUGUGGCUGAGUGUGCCACCAAAUGUGACACUGAAACAUCCUUCACAUGCAGGGCUUUCAUGUAUGUUGAAAAGGACCAGGAGUGUUGGACGGCAGCAGCAAACUCUAAAUCAGAGAUGGUCUUGCGCAGGAGCAGCACAGCUUUAUAUGAAAAACAAUUAUAUCUCCUGGAGUGUGUGAAUGGAAUAGGAACAGAUUACAGGGGAACAAAGGCCAGAACAAAAUCAGGAAAGAUAUGUCAGAAAUGGGAAGCAAAACAACCACACAGGCCCAACAUUACACCACAGAGCCAUCCCCGAGCAGACCUGGAGUCCAACUUCUGCAGAAACCCUGAUGGAGACAGCGGGGGACCCUGGUGUUACACCACUGACGCCAGUACCCGCUGGGAGCACUGCGACGUGCCCAGCUGCACUGAGGAGUGUAUACACUGCAGUGGUGAGGACUACAGAGGAAAAAUCUCCACCACUGAAAGCGGCUUCACCUGUCAGCGCUGGGACUCCCAGAAACCUCACAACCACGGCUACAUCCCCUCCGUUCUUACAGAGAAGUAUCUUGAGGAGAAUUACUGCAGGAACCCCGAUGGAGAAGCCCGACCAUGGUGCUUCACCACCAGCCCAUCCAAACGAUGGGAAAUCUGCUCCAUACCCCGCUGCACAUCAGAGCCUCCCACCGUCGUUCCAGAGCUGACCUGCGCCACCGGUGGAGGCAGCGCGUACCGAGGCACGGUCUCUGUCACAGAGUCUGGCAAAACAUGCCAGGUCUGGUCUGCUCAAACGCCACACAAACACAACCGCACUCCCGACAACUACCCCUGCAAAGGCCUGGAUAGCAACUACUGCCGUAACCCUGACAACGAGAUGAUGCCCUGGUGUUACACCACUGACCCUCAUACUCGAUGGGAGUACUGCAGGGUGCCGAGCUGUGGGGAUGCACCUGGACCAGGUGAGGCAGUGAUUCCCCCAGAGGAGGAAGACUGUUACGAGGGGGACGGAACGACUUACCGUGGAAUAACAUCGGAGACCAUCAGUGGAAAGAAAUGUCAAGCCUGGAGCGCCAUGACUCCUCAUAGCCAUCGAAAAACUCCACAGGUUUUCCCCUCAGCAGACCUCAGGAGGAAUCUGUGCAGGAACCCUGAUGGAGACCGAGCUCCCUGGUGUUACACUAUGGACCCCGGAGUCCGCUGGGAGUACUGCAACUUGGAGAAAUGCCCUCCUGCUGCAGUACCCACCCAAUCUACUAAACCCGAGGUCCCCUCCAGUGCCACCCAGACCCCACCAGAGAAAGACUGUAAGGUCGGGAGUGGAGCUACAUACCGCGGCCCAACCUCCAUCACCAUACUGGGCGUGACCUGCCAGGCCUGGAGUGCUCAGAGCCCUCACCAACACAAUAGUUUCACCCCACGAACUCACCCCGACAAGGGUCUGGAUGGCAAUCAAUGCAGAAACCCAGACAGCGAUGUGAAUGGACCGUGGUGCUACACUACUGACACGAGCAAGAAGUGGGAUUACUGUCAGAUCCCUGACUGUGCAGGAAUGAAGUGCGGAACGCCAGUCAUCAAACCAAAGCGCUGUUUUGGUCGUAUUGUGGGAGGCUGCGUGUCUAAACCUCACUCGUGGCCCUGGCAAAUCAGCCUUCGGACCAAUACAGGGAUCCAUUUCUGUGGAGGAACUCUGAUUAGCGCUCAGUGGGUCCUUACUGCCGCUCACUGCCUGGAGAGGUCCAAGCGGCCCUCAGCCUACAGGGUAGUUCUGGGUGUUCACACAGAGAGAGCUGCAGAGCCGACCAAACAGGAAAAGGCACUGGAAAAACUGGUGCUGGGACCCAACAGAGCCGACAUCGCUCUGCUCAAACUGGAGAGCCCUGUACUAAUAAAUGACAAAGUCCUGCCAGUUUGUCUGCCAGAAAAGGACUUUAUUGUUGCCAGUGGAACAGAGUGUUAUGUUACUGGAUGGGGUGAAACUCAAGGUACGGGAGGUGAGGGCGUCCUGAAGGAAGCUGGUUUCCCUGUGAUCGAGAAUAAGAUCUGUAAUCGUCCGUCCUACCUGAACGGCAGAGUCAAAGAUCACGAGAUGUGUGCAGGAAACAUCGAAGGAGGAACAGACAGCUGCCAGGGUGACAGCGGAGGUCCUCUAGUGUGUUAUUCCCAGAACAGGUAUAUCCUGCAGGGUGUCACGUCCUGGGGUUUGGGAUGUGCCAAUGCCAUGAAACCCGGCGUCUACGCACGAGUCUCCAAGUUUGUCGACUGGAUUGAGAGAACCAUCAAAGCCGAUUAACGUCAUCAAAUAGCUUAAAAUGUCAUAAAAGUGGUUCAUUUUUUUUUCUUUUUAAAGACAUUUCCACACGUAUGUACUGUUCUGCUCCAACAUGACUACUUUAGUUUGUGGGUGGUAUUGUUGAAGUCAGCAGGUCAUUUGUUUCCUGUAGUUCUUUGGGCUACAGUUUAGUAAAUGAGAGCAAAACAAGCAGAGCAUACUCCUGGUUUUGGGAUGUAAAGGUGUAUUUUCUGUUAAUUAAUUAGUUGUUAUUCAUAGAAAAUAUACCAAAGGUCAAUAUGUUGCAUCACAGUGAAUAAAAUAUAUCCACAUAUAUGCUUUUCACAGCAUUUUUCUAAAGGAGCAUGUGUUGUCAAAUUGAUGAAGACACUUUCUUCAUUUGCUUGUGAGUUGUGUUUUUACAUAUGUCUUCCUAAUUUGCAGUUUGUUGAGCUUUCAGGGUCAAGUCUGAAACAGAGAUGAUUUGAUCAAGAAAUGUUACAGAAAAGCAGCCGUUUUCAACAUACAGUAUAUACUGUACGUUCAAGAGAAUUAAGAAUCAAUCUACCUCAAAGUUAUUGGAGAGU